AUGGUUUCCACAACUGCAACUGCAAUAAUACUGGCCAGUACAGUAGGAAUGGCAACCCACACUGCCCUGACAGACUAUAUGUGGUUGCUGAUUGUCGGCUUUGUCAUUGCCUUCAUUUUGGCCUUUUCUGUGGGUGCCAACGAUGUCGCAAAUUCAUUUGGCACCGCUGUUGGCUCUGGAGUUGUAACCCUGCGACAGGCAUGCAUUCUAGCUACAGUAUUUGAGACCCUGGGAUCUGUUCUCCUCGGGGCCAAAGUGAGUGAAACCAUCCGCGAGGGUAUCAUCGAUGUAGGAAUGUACAAUGGCUCUGAGCACGUGUUAAUGGCUGGAUCUGUCAGUGCCAUGGUUGGCUCUGCCAUAUGGCAGCUGGCUGCCUCUUUCCUUAAGCUCCCGAUCUCUGGAACACACUGCAUUGUUGGUGCUACAGUCGGCUUCUCGCUAGUCUCCAAAGGCCAGCAGGGAGUCAGGUGGUUAAAACUCGUCCACAUUGUUGCUUCCUGGUUCCUAAGCCCCCUUUUAUCUGGAAUAAUGUCUGGAGUGGUUUUCUACUUCGUACGCAUGUUCAUCUUACAUAAGAAAGAUCCUGUGCCUAAUGGUUUGAAGGCCCUGCCUGUCUUUUAUGCCGUGACCAUGGGAAUCAACCUGUUUUCCAUCAUGUUCAGUGGAGCACCGAUGCUGGGAUUUGACAAGAUCCCUUGGUGGGGCAUCCUGCUCAUCUCAUUGGCCUUUGCUGUGGUGACGGCUAUUGUGGUCUGGUUCAUUGUCUGCCCAUUCCUGAAGAAGAAAAUUGAACGAGAUAUCAAGUCUUCCAGCCCCUCAGAGAGCCCCCUGAUGGAAAAGAGAGAGCUCAAAGAGGCCCACUGUGCUAUCCUGAAACAGACUGCCAACGAUACGUCUACACCUACUGCGCCGGCUGUUAAUCAGAGCCCCUCUUCUCAACCCCCUGCUGCCCCGGAGGAACGCAGGGUGGCGUUUGACAUCGGAGAUUCUGAUGACACCGAGUACAGCAGUGAAGUACAAAAUGGUGCUCCCAAACAGACUCAGACAGACCAAGUGCAGCUAAACGGUGAGCAGGUCCAGCACAGCAAUGGUUCUGCCCCCAGUCAGGUCCAGUUCGGCAACCAUGUACAGUUCAGCAACAGGCCGGCACAUGUACCAAGCAACGGUUACAGCCAGUACCACACAGUGCACAAGGACUCGGGCCUCUACAAAGACCUCCUGCACAAGCUCCACCUGGCCAAGGUGGGCGACUGCAUGGGCGAGGCCGGAGACCGCCCCAUCCGGCGGAACAACAGCUAUACCUCCUACACCAUGGCCAUCAUCGGCAUGCACGCUGACAUCAAGCACAGAGAGGGGGAGUUCCGUGCAGGUGUGGACGUCGACAAGGGCCCGGGGUCAGGCUGCCAGGAAAGGAAGCGCGUGCGCAUGGACAGCUACACCAGCUACUGCAACGCGGUGGCCGAGACCACAGCCACCGAGGGGCUGGCAGAGGGGGAUGUGACGCUGGAGAUGGGGAAGGAAGAUGCCGGCAGCAGCCGGAGCUCCCUGGAUGAAGACCGGCACGAUGAGGACAAGCCAGAAGUCUCGACUCUGUUCCAGUUUCUCCAAAUUCUCACCGCCUGCUUCGGAUCCUUCGCCCACGGGGGAAAUGACGUGAGCAAUGCCAUUGGACCCUUGGUUGCUCUGUGGCUGGUUUACACAACCAGCAGCGUGACCUCAAGCGAACCUACACCCAUUUGGCUUCUGCUGUACGGUGGCGUUGGCAUUUGUGCUGGACUCUGGGUUUGGGGUCGCAGGGUGAUCCAGACCAUGGGCAAGGACCUCACCCCCAUUACACCUUCAAGUGGUUUCAGCAUUGAAUUGGCUUCAGCCGUGACGGUGGUGGUUGCCUCUAACGUUGGCCUGCCUGUGUCCACCACCCACUGCAAGGUGGGCUCUGUGGUGGCCGUGGGAUGGCUGCGGUCCAGAAAGGCGGUGGACUGGCGUCUGUUCAGGAACAUCUUCCUGGCUUGGUUUGUGACGGUGCCCAUCUCUGGCCUCAUCAGUGCUGCUAUCAUGGCCAUCUUCAUUUACGGCAUCCUGUGA
This is a messenger RNA of Menidia menidia (Atlantic silverside), 2085 nucleotides long. Lineage: Eukaryota; Metazoa; Chordata; Actinopteri; Atheriniformes; Atherinopsidae. The record is from the annotation of a GenBank genome assembly.